Messenger RNA from Leguminivora glycinivorella, 986 nucleotides. RefSeq lists its product as uncharacterized. Lineage: Eukaryota; Metazoa; Arthropoda; Insecta; Lepidoptera; Tortricidae. The record is from RefSeq and is a predicted model, not a curated record. The transcript has 3 exons. The coding region runs from base 81 to 782 and encodes 233 amino acids.
GCGGACGUGAAACCUGUGUCCCACGCUCGGCGGCCAUCUUGUUUUCACGCGCCAUUUUGUUUUACCAAAGCGUCUUUAUCAUGGCGAAGGCAACGGAGCAUGAAGUUAUAAGAGCGGUUCUAGAAAUGUAUAGAAGUAUGCCGUUCCUUUGGAAGAGAGAUGAUGAAGAUUAUUUAAAUAAAGCGGCUAGAGAAGAGGGGUGUAAAGUUUUGCUGGAUAUCUAUCACGAAUGGGACGCAGAUUGUACUAUGCGAGGGCUGAAGAGGAAAAUUGAGAAUUUACGGUCGAAUUAUAUUAAGGAAAGGAAAAAGGUGUUAACAUCCCAGAAAGCUGGUGGUAAAAUAUACGUGCCAAACUUGUGGUAUUACAAUUUACUGACAUUCCUGAAUAGGAGACCCUAUGUCGAUGACGACUCGUCGCAAGACCCUUUAGACAAUGAACAGAAUGAUGAUCAAAAUUCUGACGAAGAAGUACUAACAAAGGCUGAAUCUAACACCCGAAAAAGAAAACUAGAAAGACCGAUAGCAGAACGAAGAUCUCAUCCAUUAGAUGUCGCAAGAAAAUACCUCCCAACUCAGCGUCCUGAAUCCUGGGAGGUCACUUACGGAAAAUCCAUCGGGCAUCAAAUGAAAGAUCUAAAUGGAGACCAGUUGGCGAUCUGUCAGAAAAUUAUAUCGGAUGCCGUAUUUUUUGCUAAACUUAAUAAAUUGAAUGAAAAUUCACACAUAGUGAAUCCUGAUACUCUUGACGAGGAGCCUGAAUAUCUUGAAACGUCGGAAUAAUAAUGUUUUUGUUUUAGUUACUUUUGUGUUCGUAAUAGAGCAUUCCAGAAUUAACUACUUAAAUAUUUUGUACUUUUGGUAAAGCUAAGAAGGCGAUAAUUGGCCUGAUAACAGUGAUAACUUUUGAUACAUACAGACUUCUAAAUAAUGUUAACGUAGUACGCGUUACAUAGAAAAUAAAAAUUGUUACCGAAUCUUUGAUAA